Molecule: messenger RNA, 2089 nt
Organism: Brachypodium distachyon (stiff brome)
Lineage: Eukaryota; Viridiplantae; Streptophyta; Magnoliopsida; Poales; Poaceae
Product: NADPH:adrenodoxin oxidoreductase, mitochondrial
Exons: 13
Coding region: 367-1710 (447 amino acids)
Molecular function (GO): oxidoreductase activity
Source: RefSeq, a predicted model, not a curated record
GACGGGAAAAGAUGUGGUGGUCUCGCCUCUCUUUGGCGGCGGGGUUCUUCACUUCAUGUCCUGUGUUCUUUUCUUCAUAUUGAGUGCAUCAGUACUUCUGUGCUAUCUGUGCUAUAUAGUUGCGAAAUGUGCUGGAAUCCAGUUCUAUGAUGCCUGUGAAAAUCUAAACGCUAAAGUGCAGCCACAGCUGGGGAAUUAUUUAGCUAGUGCUUGUCAAGUUGGCAGUGACCGGAAGCUGUAACCAAUUGCUAUGUAAUAAAAUCUCAUAUAGGAAACCAUAAUUGAACAACAAUGCAUUCGGACCUUUACCUAGCAUAUGCUGCACACAACAAAGGAAAAUGAACACCGUGCGUGAGGCAUGGUGAGAUGCUAAAGGCUCAUGAAGGAGUGCAAGUCGAUAUUAUUGAUAGGCUGCCGACACCGUUUGGCUUGGUUCGUUCUGGAGUGGCUCCAGAUCAUCCGGAAACAAAGAUUGUGGUAAACCAAUUUUCUCGUGUAGCUGCGAACGCCCGAUGCUCAUUCUUUGGGAAUGUAACACUUGGAAGUGAUGUCUCACUAGCAGAGCUUCGAGGGACAUAUGAUGUUGUUGUUCUUGCUUAUGGUGCAGAAAGUGAUAGAUCAUUUGGUAUUCCUGGGGAGAACCUCAGGGGAAUACAUUCAGCUCGAGAAUUCGUAUGGUGGUAUAAUGGGCACCCAGACAUGCACAACUUGGUACCUGACUUGCAAAACACAGAUUCUGCUGUGGUCCUUGGACAGGGAAAUGUGGCUCUUGAUGUUGCCCGUAUCCUUCUCCGCUGUACAACCAAGUUGGCUUCCACAGAUAUUGCUGGUCAUGCGCUGGAUGCUCUUAAGAGCAGCACUAUAAGGAAGGUGUACUUGGUUGGGCGUCGAGGUCCAGUACAGGCAGCUUGCACAGCAAAGGAAUUACGUGAAAUUUUAGGUUUGCAAAAUGUCCAUGUUUGCAUCAAGGAGGGUGAUCUUGCGACCUCACCUGCAGAUAAGGAGGAGAUGAGGAAUAGUAGAAUCAAAAGAAGGGUGCAUGAACUGUUAUCUAAGGCUGCUACUAUGCAUAAGGAAAAGAACAGCAAUGACCAAAAGGAGCUUCACUUUGUGUUUUUUAGGAAACCUACCAGAUUUCUCCCUUCAGAAGGUGGUUCCACAGUUGGUGCCGUGGAACUUGAAAAGACUCUUCUAAAAGAUGAUGCAGUAACUGGGAAUCAGGUGGCAGUCGGAACUGGUGAGUUUGAAGAUCUGAAAUGUGGACUGGUUUUGAAGAGUAUUGGUUACAAAUCCUUGCCAACGGAAGGCCUACCCUUCGACAACUACAAAGGAGUUGUCCCAAAUUUAAGGGGCAGAGUUUUGAGCAGUGAAUCAGAAACAACCACAGUGGAGGCAGGACUUUACGUGGUAGGAUGGCUGAAGAGAGGACCAACUGGGAUUGUUGCUACAAAUCUCCAUUGUGCUGAAGAAACUGUGGCUAGCAUCCUUGAAGAUGACAGGAAUGGUGUGUUCAUGGCGCCAUCUGAUUCGAGAAGGCAAGGGCGGAAGGGACUACUUGAGAUUCUAGAACAGAAGAAUGCCCGCUAUGUGCCUUUCGAUGGCUGGGAAAAAAUCAAUUCUGAAGAAAAGAUAGCAGGCCAGCUGAAAAACAAGCCUAGAGAGAAGAUCACAACCUGGGAUGAGCUCCUGAAAGCUGCAAACGGGGGAUAAUUGAAGGGCAGAAUCGAUUCUGAAGAGAAGAUGGCAGGCCUGGUGAAGAACAAGCCCAGAGAGAAGAUCAUAACCUGGGAUGAGCUCCUGAAAGCUGCAAACGGGGGAUAAUUGAAGGGCUGUCUUGUAGACAGUUUUGUUACAUUGCAUGUCUCGUAGAGUCAGCAUUGAAGAGCGUUUGCCAUGUAAAAUAAAGAUGAAAGGAAACUUUUAUCUAAGAACUUGGAUGCAUAUACACGUAACAAGUUGCAGUUACGGAGAUGAAAAAUAUAACUGCCUUUUUCUAGUAGCACCAAAUUACAAAAUUGGCAUCAGAUACAGAUUGCUUUACAGGCAAAUUAGUUGUUUUAUACCAAAGCAAAUGUUGUAAUUUAUUUUA